CCUGGCUCUGGGCAGGUUCCCUUCGCUACCAUCUCCUGUGCAAAGGUUUUGGUUGCUUCAGUCUGAACUGGAAUGGAAAAUCAACAGCCGAGGAGGAAAAACACAGCUGCUCUUGUGAGCAGGGCACGUCAGCCCGGGCUGCUCUGGGCACAGUGCGCUGCAAGGAAGAUCUGCAAGGGAGCAGCCGGUCGAGGAAACAAAUAAUAUUUACACACCCUGCCCGAGGAACGGGAAAUAAAACCUCGCUGCCAGUAAGAAAUUCAGCCCAACCCUCCCGACCCCACCUGCUCGGGGGAAGGGCUGGCGCUAUAAAGGGCUGCGGGCAGCGAGCGGGGCUCACAGCGCCCGGGGCUCUCCAGGGAAUCGCUCUGCUCCCGAGGGAACAUGGCAAAGAAGGUGGCCGUGGUGCUGGCUGGCUGCGGGGUGUUCGAUGGCAGCGAGAUCCACGAGGCUUCGGCAGUGCUGGUGCAUCUCAGCCGGGAGGGAGCUCAGGCCGAGGUUUAUGCCCCCAACAUCCCCCAGAUGCACGUGGUGGACCAUGUGAAGGGGCAGCCGACGCAGGAGCAGCGCAAUGUCCUGGUGGAAAGUGCCAGGAUAGCCAGGGGCAACGUCAAGGACCUGGCCACGCUGGAUGUCAAGGGGCUGGAUGCCCUCAUCAUUCCAGGUGGCUUCGGGGUGGCAAAGAACCUGAGCACUUGGGCCACCCAGGGCAAGAACUGCAGCAUCUCCAAGGAGGUGGAGGGCGCGCUGAGGGCGUUCCACGCUGCCCGCAAACCCAUCGGGCUCUGCUGCAUCUCCCCGGUGCUGGCAGCCAAAAUGUUCCCGGGCUGCGAGGUGACCGUGGGGCACGACACGGAGUGUGAGCAGUGGCCUUACGCCAAGACAGCUGAGGCCAUGAAGGAGCUGGGCUGCAGGCACGUGAACAGCAAGGUGACCGAGGUGCACGUGGACACCAGGAACCGGCUGGUGACCACCAGCGCCUUCAUGUGCAACGCCCCCAUCCACGACGUCCACGACGGCAUCGGGAAAAUGGUGCGGGAAGUGCUCAGGCUGGCCUGAACCCCCCCAGGCACGCGGCUCCUCUGUGGAUGACAUCCUUCCCACGGCAGCAGGGAAAGGGACAGCCAGCAGCUCCGUCCCCACACCUCUGGUGGCUGCUGAGGAGGGAGAGCCUUGCAGUAGUUGUGUUCUGCUGAGGGCAGAACUCACUAGUGGGAGCUGGCAUGGGAUCAUGGGAUCACGGGAUCAUGGGAUCAUGGGAUCAUGGAAUGGUUUGGGUUGGGAGGGACCUUAAAGCUCAUCUUGUUCCAAUCUCCUCCCGUGGGCAGGGACAUCUUCCCCUAUCCCUGGGUGCUCCAAGCUGGCCUGGGACAAUUCCAGGGAUCCAGGGGCAACCAGAGCUUCUCUGGGUACCCUGUGCCAGGGCCUGCCCACCCUCCCAGGGGGAAUUCCAUCCCAAUAUUCCACCUAUCCCUGCCCUCCCUCAGCUCCAGGCCAGGCUCCCACAGAGCUCAGGUCCAGCUGCCCCCCAGCCCCUCCCUCGGUGAAUUGUGGCCAAAGGAAGGAACCCACUCCUGCUACCAAAUAAA
Messenger RNA from Poecile atricapillus (Black-capped chickadee), 1589 nucleotides. Its product is annotated as putative glutamine amidotransferase-like class 1 domain-containing protein 3B, mitochondrial. The transcript is spliced from 4 exons. NCBI's taxonomy places the organism in Eukaryota, Metazoa, Chordata, Aves, Passeriformes, Paridae. Bases 385 to 1059 code for a protein of 224 amino acids. The record is from RefSeq and is a predicted model, not a curated record.